Molecule: messenger RNA, 2334 nt
Organism: Panicum virgatum (switchgrass)
Lineage: Eukaryota; Viridiplantae; Streptophyta; Magnoliopsida; Poales; Poaceae
Product: potassium channel KOR2-like
Exons: 11
Coding region: 30-2276 (748 amino acids)
Biological process (GO): transmembrane transport; potassium ion transport
Cellular component (GO): membrane
Molecular function (GO): voltage-gated potassium channel activity; protein binding
Source: RefSeq, a predicted model, not a curated record
GAGAGAGAGAGAGAGAGAGAGAGAGAGAGAUGUCCGAAGAGUAUGAGCUGAACGAGAUAGAUGCCGACACCUUGCAUGGCUCCGUGGGGAGCAGGCUCUCCCUGGUUGCGAGGGAGCUCAAGUCGAGGAGGAGCAGCUGGCAAAGUAGUAGCAGCGUCCUGAGGCUUCCACAGAGCUGCUAUGGCAGCUUCGUCAUACACCCCAAUGGAAGGUGGUACAGGAUCUGGUCAAACGUGAUGUUUGUAUGGUCCAUCUACUCCACAUUCUUUACCCCCUUCGAGUUCGGCUUCUUCCGGGGCCUCCCGGAGCACCUGCUGGACCUCGAGUGCGUGCAGCUCGUCUUCCUCGCCGACGUCGCCGUCCACUUCUUCCUCGCCUACAGGGACGCCCACACCUACCGGAUGGUCUACGACAAGCGGAAGAUCGCCCUGCGCUACAUCAAAGGAAGCUUCGGACUUGACAUCCUAGGUUGCUUCCCAUGGGAUUUCAUAUACAAGGCCACAGGAAGAACGGAGAUGGUGAGGUGCCUGGUGUGGCUGCGGCUGUACAGGGCCCGCAAGAUCAUGGCCUUCUUCAAGAGGAUGGAGAAGGACAUCCGCGUCAGCUACCUCCUCACGCGGAUCGUGAAGCUCAUCACCGUCGAGCUCUACUUCACGCACACCGCGGCCUGCGUCUUCUACUACCUCGCCACCACGCUGCCGCCGGCGCGCGAGGGCGACACCUGGGUCGGGAGCCUGACGCUGGGGGACACCAGCUACAUCAACUUCAGGGAGGUCGACCUGCUCACCCGCUACGUCACCUCGCUGUACGUCGCCAUCGUCACCAUGGCGACAGUCGGUACGAUGAUGCUCUGCUCUCGAUCGACCAUCUUGUUGUCCACCAUGAAAUAUCUGCAGUUUCUGAUCGUGCAAAGGCAUUCAGGUUACGGCGACAUCCAUGCGGUGAACCCGAGGGAGAUGACCUUCACCGUGGCCUACAUCUCGUUCAGCAUCCUUCUCAGCGCGUAUCUGAUCGGCAACAUGACAGCGCUCAUCGUCAAGGGCUCCAAGACGGAGAGGUUCCGGGACAGGAUGACAGACCUCAUCAGGUACAUGAACAGGAACAAGCUAGGCGCCGGCAUCAGGUCCCAGGUGAAGGAUCACUUGCUGCUGCAGUAUGAGAGCAGCUACACCAAGGACAGAGUCGUCGACCAUAUCCCGGUUGCUGUUCGAUCAAAGUUGUCCCAGACACUGUACCUCGACAUGGUUUCUAAAGUGCGCCUGUUCAACGGAUGUUCAGAGGACUUCCUGAGCCAAAUUGUGGUAAAAUUGCAUGAAGAAUUCUUCCUCCCUGGUGAGGUUAUCUUAGAGCAAGGCACUGUGGUGGAUCAAAUUUAUAUUGUCGUACACGGAUGCCUGGAAGAGGUGGCCACUGGAGAAGGUGGAUCAGAGGAGAUCAUCUCAGAGCUGCUGCCUUACGACAUCGUCGGCGAUGUUGCUGUAGUUUGCAAUGUUCCACAGCCACACACAGUUAGGGUCUCUGAGCUUUGCAGCGUCCUGAGAAUCGAGAAGCAGUCCCUGACCAGCAUUCUGCAAAUUUACUUCAAGGAUAGCCGUCAGAUCUUGAGCAACCUACUGAAGUGGAGGAAAACCGAAUCCAGAGGGAAGCAGCUCGAAUCAGACAUCGCAUACCUGACAUCAAGGCAAGAAGCAGAACUUGUUCUCGGAGUGAACAAUGCUGCUUACCAUGGAGACUUGUUCCGUUUGAAGGGUUUGAUCAGUGCGGGAGCUGAUCCUAGUAAACCCGAUUACGAUGGAAGGACCGCACUGCAUGUGGCCGCGUUAAGAGGAUACGAAGAUAUCGUCAGGUUCCUGAUUCAGAGUGGAGCAGACGUCAACAGCAUAGAUAAGUUUGGGAAUUCACCGUUGCUGCUAGCCCUGAAAUCAGGGCACGAUAGGAUCACCUCCCUCCUGGUGAAGCACGGCGCGGCCCUGAACCUAGAGGAUGCCGGAGGGUACCUGUGCAGGGUGGCCACCGACGGCAGGAUCGGCCUGCUGAAUCGCCUGCUCAGGUUCGGCGUCGACCCCAACUGCAAGAACUACGACCGGAGGACGCCGCUUCACAUCGCCGCCGCGGAGGGCCUGCACCUCGUCGCCAGCAUGCUCAUAGGCUUCGGUGCGGAUGUUCAGGCUAAAGACAGGUGGGGAAACACGCCGUUGGACGAAGGGCGGAGAUGCAGCUGCAAGCCACUGGUCAGGAUCCUGGAGCAGGCUACAACAGCUGCAGUCGCUCAGUGAUCUGGAAAUCAAAUCUGCAUCCUAAUGUAGGAACUGCUGGCAAUGAAAUAUUCUUUCU